Molecule: messenger RNA, 490 nt
Organism: Rhizopus microsporus ATCC 52813
Lineage: Eukaryota; Fungi; Mucoromycota; Mucoromycetes; Mucorales; Rhizopodaceae
Exons: 1
Coding region: 174-377 (67 amino acids)
Source: RefSeq, a predicted model, not a curated record
CUGAAUCAAAUAUUACAAGUUGAAUAAAAAAUAUAAGAUGACUUUAUUCAUAAACACUGUUAAUAAAACAUUUUUUGAUGCCUUGUAAAUUCCACUCACUGUAUACAGUAUAGUAAAUAAAUAAGUAUACCACUCACAUGAAACACAUUCCAGUGCGAACAUCUUAAAAUUACAUGAAUUUUACUGAGUAUCGGAUUUUUCAACAGGAUGCUUCAUUAAAUCAAUGGCAAAUAUUACUGGCGAUACCUUCGUUACCCUUUGAGAUUUCUGAUGAGAGAAUCGAGGACAAAUUUUUUAAUUGUCUAUUUAAAUCCUUGUUUGCUAUGACUGACAAUGCCGAUGUAUCCUUGUCAUACAAUUUGUCAAUCUUUUCGUAAAUUCGCUGUACCUCUAUUCAUUACCUAUGAUGCUCUUCAACAGAACUUUCUAGCGUAUGGAACCACGCUAAAUAUGACUUUAUAAAGUCGCAUAUUGGUCUGUUUCUUUUCAG